UCUAAACGUUGUUACGCAUGCGCUGUAAAGUUGGAAAAGUAUCAUGGCGGAAAAUAGUACAGUCUAGUUGCAUCUAUUUCAAAAAUAAGAAGCAAUUACGAAAUCAAGAUGGCACAUGAGAUAAAUAUAAAGAACAACAAAUACCGGCAGUGGGUUAAGGCUGGCCUAGGCUUGGGUUAUCUUAAAGAGGGACUUGCGCCAUUUUGUGAUGCCAUAGGAAGACAGCAGCACAGCGAUAUUAUAAACCAAAUACAACAAACUAAGACUCCUCAACCAAACAAAACAUGUGGCGCCUGUCAGAUAACAAAUCUACAGCCAGAUCAUGUCCGAGUCUCAAAAGGGAAAUGUCCCCUCAAUCAAGAUAAAUGUAACUGUUGUUUUCCUAAUAAUAAGAGACCCUGUCCAAACUAUGUAUGUGGUGCCAUCUAUGACAGCAUUAUACAGUAUCAUGCAUCAAUACCACCGGCACCUUUUUGGAAAAACAGUGAUGUCAAACAGUGGUCGACAGACCCCUGGAGUGUCAUUAAAUGUUUUAUAAAUGCUCCUGGGUACAAGGACAAGACAUCAGCAGUCGACACUGAUUGUACUGGGUUGCUUCAUGUUAUCAUAAAUAACAAGUACUUUCAUAGCCAUAUUGGAUGCAAUGUUACAGGACCAAACAAUCUUUUUUUAAAGGUACGGCAGUAUCGAAAUGAAAUUUUUCACUCUAGCUCUAUGGAGUUAGAGGAGAGCAAGGCUAAUUGUUAUAUCGAUGACAUGAUAGCUGUUCUACAAGAUGGUAAAGAACUUGUACAUCGACAAGAUGCACAACAAGCUGUCAGGAAACUUCAAGAUGUAAGUGUACAUAAAGAAUUAUAUUUGAAAUCUUUAAGUUGUAAUAAUUUAAAAUAAGCUCAGCUCUAAAUU
Ruditapes philippinarum (Manila clam) is the source of this 906-nucleotide messenger RNA. RefSeq lists its product as uncharacterized. The coding region runs from base 109 to 891 and encodes 260 amino acids. The transcript is spliced from 3 exons. The record is from RefSeq and is a predicted model, not a curated record. NCBI's taxonomy places the organism in Eukaryota, Metazoa, Mollusca, Bivalvia, Venerida, Veneridae.